AGAGCUUUCUUGUUUGGUAAGCUAAUUUUUGCGAAGCCCAUAGAAAAAAGAACAACUCAGAGAAAUGGCAGAGGAGGGACAAGUCUUUGGCGUCCACGCCGUUGAUGAAUGGAACCAACAUCUCCAAAAAGGAAUUGAUAACAAAAAACUGAUAGUUGUGGACUUUACUGCUUCCUGGUGUGGUCCCUGCAAGUUCAUUGCUCCAUUCCUUGCAGAGUUGGCCAAGAAGAUACCCACUGUUACCUUCCUGAAGGUGGAUGUGGAUGAAUUGAAGUCUGUAGCUACUGAUUGGGCCGUGGAGGCGAUGCCAACCUUCAUGUUCAUCAAGGAGGGGAAGAUCGUUGAUAAGGUGGUGGGAGCCAAAAAAGAUGAGCUGCAGCAGACCAUUGCCAAGCACAUCAGUAGUACUUCAUCAGCCUAAUUAAUAUGUUUUACUCCAUAUUAUAUUGCACUUGGUUGAGUGGCAUCUAUCUUAAUAUGAGCAAGAAUUAAUUUAAUUUUCGUUGGAUAUUGCAAGUUCUUACUAUUAAG
Molecule: messenger RNA, 531 nt
Organism: Solanum tuberosum (potato)
Lineage: Eukaryota; Viridiplantae; Streptophyta; Magnoliopsida; Solanales; Solanaceae
Product: thioredoxin H-type 2-like
Source: RefSeq, marked provisional